CGGAAGUAACGAGGGUCGCCGGCGUCCAAGCAGGAGCGCGCGGACCUUGAAGCUGAGCUGGAAGCGCGGUAACCCGGACCCCGCACAGGAACAGUACCCCACCCGGAAGUCGCGGGGGGCCGCAGCGCAGAGUCCGUGGAGGCGCUCUGGACAUGGAGCCUCCGCCCGAGGGCAGCCAAAAAGGCACCGCUUACCACGGCCUAGUCGAUGAGCUUCGAGGAGAACCGUCGGAUACGAUCCCUGCCGUGGUCUCCGUAAUGGGAGGAGACUUCGCGAAGGAGCUCUGGGCCGAACCUGAGCAGGGAGCAGCGGCAGAAGAAAGCCACGGCGGCGGCGCGGGAGCGGCCGGCCCCAUAGACGACGAGAACCAGAAGGGUGGCGGCGGUGACGGGGAGGAGCCGCAGCAGCAGCAGCAGGACGAGGCACUGGGUGCCUCCGAGGGGCCGCAGCCCCAGGGCAUGCAGCAAAGCUUCCACCUCAGCACGUUUACGGGGUUGCAACUGAAGGAGCUGGACAGCAUUUUCCAACGCAGUCAGUACCCCGACGUGUUUGCGCGAAAGGAGCUUACCAUACCCAUGGAUGUGACGGACGUCAGUAAACCUGAAAAAAACAAUUCAGCUGGGCAGCCAUUCUAAAACCUGCUUCAGGAGUUAACACACUUUAGUUCUAGACAUUCUCAAGUUGUUGUUUUAGUUGCCUUUUCCAAGUUUGGGAAAUAAGUUCUGAAUUUGAGGGCUUUGGUGAGUGGAAAAUGGGAUAAGUAAACCCCACUUUAUGGAAAUUGCCCAUUACCAGAAGGAUUUUGAUUUC
Messenger RNA from Lutra lutra (Eurasian river otter), 810 nucleotides. Its product is annotated as rhox homeobox family member 1-like. Bases 153 to 635 code for a protein of 160 amino acids. The record is from RefSeq and is a predicted model, not a curated record. Gene Ontology annotation, biological process: regulation of transcription by RNA polymerase II. NCBI's taxonomy places the organism in Eukaryota, Metazoa, Chordata, Mammalia, Carnivora, Mustelidae. The transcript is spliced from 3 exons. Gene Ontology annotation, molecular function: RNA polymerase II transcription regulatory region sequence-specific DNA binding; DNA-binding transcription factor activity, RNA polymerase II-specific.